AGCACUCUUUCAUCCAUGAUCCCGCACCCCUGGUGCAGGAAAUGGAUGACAAAGUUGUCAGUACAGAGAAAGCAGAAGAAGCCAAGAUAAAGGUCAUGCAUCCCAAUCUUGGAGCUAGACCGGGAGGUUCAGAUUUUCUGAGAAAACGACUUCAGAAAGGGCUGAAGUAUUUUGAUUCUGGCGAUUACAACAUGGCCAAGGCCAAAAUGAAGAAUAAACAGUUGCCAUCAGCCCCAACAGAGAAGGCUCAGAUUACAGGUGGUCACAUCCCGACACCUCAGGACCUGCCUCAGAGAAAGACCUCUAUUGUGACAAGCAAACUGGCUGAGAGAUGA
Molecule: messenger RNA, 335 nt
Organism: Nerophis ophidion (straightnose pipefish)
Lineage: Eukaryota; Metazoa; Chordata; Actinopteri; Syngnathiformes; Syngnathidae
Product: cAMP-regulated phosphoprotein 19-like
Exons: 1
Coding region: 42-335 (97 amino acids)
Cellular component (GO): cytoplasm
Molecular function (GO): protein phosphatase inhibitor activity
Source: RefSeq, a predicted model, not a curated record